This is a messenger RNA of Coniophora puteana RWD-64-598 SS2, 3342 nucleotides long. RefSeq names its product DEAD H helicase. The coding region runs from base 82 to 3255 and encodes 1057 amino acids. The transcript has 34 exons. Gene Ontology annotation, molecular function: nucleic acid binding; ATP binding. The record is from RefSeq and is a predicted model, not a curated record. NCBI's taxonomy places the organism in Eukaryota, Fungi, Basidiomycota, Agaricomycetes, Boletales, Coniophoraceae.
CCCCCAAAUCAAUUGGUGCACUUAGCUUUUAUCGAAGCGAGACCAGACUCAUAGCCAAAAAAUCUUACUAAAGUGCCCUCUAUGCCACCGAAGCGCAAGGGAGUAGCCGAUAAACCCGAAACGAGUAAUGGGCAGCAGUCCAAGAAGGCGCGUGGCAAAGAGAAACGAAAGGAUGAAUCUACAUGGCCAGCUUAUUUUCAGGAUCUUUUCAAGGUCUUUAAGGCCAUGAAUACGGUAUUGGCUUUUGUUUCGUCGCGCAAGCACUUGGCGACGACCUUUCCGGUCGUACGAUCUUCCGUUGAAGGGCUACUAAAACGUCCUCUGGAGCUUGCCAAAGUGGCAGAGCUGAAAGCGCUGUUGCCAGAGCUCAUCAAGUUUGCCUAUAUAGCCAGGAACGAACUACGUAUUCACGGAGAUAAUUCCUCGCAGGCUCGAGGAGGCAGGAAGAGUCCCGACUUCUCCUUUUCUUCUCAGGCAGGAACGUCAAGCUCCCAAUUGCCUGGGCUUGAGGAAGAAGAACACGUCCUUCUCCUUGAGUUUGCGGAGAACUCGAAGGGUAAGAAGGAUGCACCACAAGGCUUAUUCACCAUGCCUCCUGCGAUGACCCCAGCGGCAGUAAAGAAGCUUGUGGAGCAGCGUAACGAUAGGUUUUAUGAUGCUGUCAACGAGCUCCUUGAAGCUACACCGCAUGAAGAGGACCCCGUCUUGCUGCUUCAAGCAGCUGCCGAGGAGCAUCUACCUGUGAAUCCCUCUGUAGGCGUUCCGAGUCAAGUAGGCGACUUGAAAGGUGGAAACAAGCGCGGAAUACCCGAGCCGCAAGAUAGACCUACGAUAGAUGAAAUUAUAGACAAUAUACAAGAACAAGAGUGGUACCAAAAUCAAAUUGUGCACCGCCGCAUCGUUGAGGCUAGGCAAGCCACGAUAGGGGACUUGGUUACUCCUCUCUCAGACAGCUUGAGACAGGCGUUAUGGGACUCAAGAAAUAUUACUACUUUAUAUCGACAUCAAGCUCAAGCGAUCAAUGCUUUGGCUGCUGGACAGCACGUCAUUGUUUCAACGAGUACUGCGUCCGGGAAAAGUGUCAUAUACCAGGUACCUCUCAUUCGAUGCCUGGAGGAGGACCCGUCUGCGACGGCAAUAUUCAUAUACCCCACGAAGGCUUUGGCUCAGGACCAGAGGACGGCGCUGGAAUCACUUCUCUGGGCGUCCCCGGGGCUGCACCAUGUGAAGGUGUCAACCUACGAUGGAGACACACCCCAGGAUGAACGAGCGUCCAUUCGUGAACAGGCUUCUGUGAUUUUCACGAAUUUUGAUAUGAUGCAUGCUUCAAUCCUUCCCCAUGAAGAUGACUGGAGAACUUUUAUGAAAAAUCUUAAGCUCGUUGCCGUGGAUGAACUACACUACUACUCGGACAUAAUGGGAAGUCAUGUCGCGCAGAUACUGCGCCGGUUUCGACGAGUCUGUACCGCUGUCGGGAAUCGUCGAGUACGAUUUGUGUCAUGCAGCGCCACCAUCUCGAACCCAUUACAACAUAUGAAGCAGAUGUUUGGUGUAGACAACGUGGAGGCAAUCACUGAAGACAGCGCGCCAUCUGGCCGAAAGGACUAUUUGGUCUGGGACCCUCCAUACAUAGACUCUGGGGCAGCAAACCUUGGAAAGAAGAGCUCCAUUGCAGAGGCGACGGGCCUCAUGCGCUUUUUGAUGAAGCAGGGUGUCAGAGUAAUCCUGUUUUGCAAGAUCAGGAAAGCAUGCGAGCUGGCCAUGAAGACUCUUCGUGCUGACCUCAGCGCUGAAGGUCGACAUGAUGUGCUUGCUAAAGUCAUGCCAUAUCGUGGAGGAUAUAACCAGCAGGACCGGAGACGGUUAGAGAAGGAGGCUUUCACUGGUAACUUGCUUGGCAUUGUGGCGACCAACGCGCUCGAGCUCGGUGUGGACAUAGGCGUCCUGGACGCCGUCAUCAUGCUAGGUUUUCCGUUUGGCCUUGCUUCUUUCAGACAGCAAGCUGGGAGAGCAGGCCGCCGCUCGCGCGAUUCACUCGCAGUCCUUGUUGCUGACGGUCUUCCUAUUGACCAGCACUAUGUCAAUUUCCCCGACGAGCUGUAUAACAAGCCCACGAAGGAGCUUAUCGUAGACCUAGAAAACAAGAUCAUCCUCGAAGCUCAUCUUCAGUGUGCCGCGCAAGAAAUGCCUCUGUCAAAGGAAGAAGACUCGAUUUAUUUCGGUCCGAUGCUAGGCGAGCUAUGUGACCAGAAGCUCGUCAGAGAUAAAGAAGGCUGGUAUCAUACACACCCCAAGUUCUUGCCUUACCCAUCGAAAUUCGUCUCGAUACGCGGCGCAGAAGAAGAGAAAUACAUCGUCAUUGACAUUACGAAAGCAGAACCCAAAAUCAUCGAAGAGAUUGAGUUCUCCCGAGCUCUAUUUGAGCUCUACGAAGGCGGGGUGUUUAUGCAUCAAGGUCUAACAUUCAUCGUCAAAGAAAUUAGUAACGAAAUGAAGACAGCCAAAGUUAUGAGGGCUGAUGUUAAUUGGAUCACCAGUCCAAGAGACUUUACCGAUGUUAAUGCCGUGCAAGUGUACCGCAUCAAAGAGAUUGCAGGCUCAUCUCACAGAGCAUACUACGGAAGGGUGGACGUAACAACUAUUGUAUACGGAUUCUACAAAAUAAGGAACAAGCAGAUCCUCGACACCGUUGAAAUCGACAGCCCUCCAUGGGAGAGAAGCGUGACGGGGCUAUGGCUGGACGUCCCCAAAUCUCUCCUUGGCCUGUUGCGGGCGAAGAACAUCAACGCGGCCGAAGCCAUUCAUGCAGCGUGUCAUGCAUGGUUGAAUCGAUUCGCACUUGCGGUAGACCUAAAGACCGAGUGCAAGGCGGCAGAAAAGGAGUACAAGUCAUCGGAGUCGGCGCGCAAGCGACCAGCUAGGCUAAUAUUUUACGAUGCUGCAGCAAAAAGCGGGAUGUCAGCCAAGGGUUUCGAUCACGUCAACGACGUACUUCGACGGGCACAUGAUACUGUCGAAUCGUGUCCGUGUCCUGACGGGUGCCCCAACUGCGUACAUAGCAUAUCAUGCAAGGAAGGAAACAAGGUCGCCUCGAAGCUCGGAGCAUUUCUCGUCCUGCGCAGCCUACUCAACCUCGAGAUCGAAGCAGACAGCAUUCCCACACAGCACGACGACGCAGAGGGAUUUAGUACAGUCACUGAAGCAGGGUUUAUCCGUCCCGUCGAAGGCGUUGAAAUAGAGAAGGCUUCUGGUUGAUGCCUACUUUCCGGUUGGAACACUGAAUUAAUAUGUAGUAUACCAUGACCUCAAGCUACUCGUAAACCAAAUCAACCUCCGUAUCAC